Panicum virgatum (switchgrass) is the source of this 1868-nucleotide messenger RNA. Its product is annotated as F-box protein At3g12350-like. The coding region runs from base 185 to 967 and encodes 260 amino acids. Gene Ontology annotation, molecular function: protein binding. Lineage: Eukaryota; Viridiplantae; Streptophyta; Magnoliopsida; Poales; Poaceae. The record is from RefSeq and is a predicted model, not a curated record. The transcript has 4 exons.
ACGAAUAUUCGCCUCGCGCCCCCUUCCCAGCCGCUUCUCUCCUCUCUCUCUCUCUCUCUCUCUCUCUCUCUCCGCCGCUUCUUCCACGCCUCAGGGGGACCCACCUAUCUCCGGCCACCGCCGCCCAUCCCGAGAUUCUCCCAACGCCCGCGCCCCAGAUCUCGCGACGCAACCGUCCGCAUCGAUGGGGAGCUCACCGGCGGCGGUGGGCACGGCGCUGGAGGACCUGCCGGAGGACGCACUGCUGUGCAUCCUCGCGCUGCUCGCGCCGCCCGACGCCGCCGCCGCCGCCUGCGCCUGCCGCCGCCUCGCCGCCGCCGCGUCCUCCCCGGCGCUCCCGCCCGCCCUCGCGCUCCGCCUCGGCCUCCUGCCGCCCUCCCCGGCGCGCCCGCUCCUCCCGGCCCCGCCCUCCCCCGCCGCCGCGCGUAGGCUCCUCCGCUCGCUCCACCGCCUCCGCCGCCUCCUCGGCCUCUGGCGCCGCCUCCCGCCCUCCUCCGGCUCCCCGCAGCCCCGCCCGCCCGCCCCGUCCCUCGCCGCGUUCGAGUGGGCCCCCGCGCGCGCCGCGCUCGCGGGCUCCCUCCUCGCCCCCUCCGCCGCGCGCGGCGGCGGCGGCGGGGUCGCCAGGUGCCCCUUCGUCACGCUCUGCAUCGCCGACUCCGGGGACACCGUGGCGGCGCUCGGGGGCGCGCCCGUCUGCGUCAACUUCGUCGGCAGCAACCACAUCGUGGUGGAGCCCGCGGCGGCGGGGGAGGACGACGAGAUCGAGGUGGUGAGCGGGUCCCCGCCGGAGGAGAUGUACGCGCACUUCGCCAACAGGAGGAGCCCCGGGUCCGGGAGGAGGAGGCGGGGAAAGCACGGGAGGAGAGGAGGAGGAGGUCUGAUGGAGGCCGAGCACUUCGUGAGGAUUGCGGAUGCGGAGCCGACAUGGGCGCGGCCGCUUCAGGGCCUCUGGAAGGUGGAAAUCUGAUUAGCAGAAGCUACUAUCUGUAGUCAUGGAAUCUAAUGGAAAUCUGAAUACACUGAUCAUUGCUUAUGACAUGUUCUGCAUCAAAUCAGGUGGUGAGGACAGGCUAAUCAGCCUCAAGAACCACCGGAUCUCUAUGUAUUUAACACAAAGGAAUCAAGGGAACAUGGUGAUCGUCAUCAAUCAUACCUUCGAAGCUCUUGUCCAGACUCCCCGUCCUCUUGAACAGCUGGUCGAAGUGAGGCCUGCAGUAGAGCACCCCCUCGAAGGAGUUGUAGUUCGCGAGCUGCAGCAAGAGAGAUCGCCACCCACGCACACCGGCAUAGGCGCAUAGCUUGCUCAACGGGUCUAGACGGCAAGCUGGCAUUUUUACUAAAAGAAAACAAAUAGAUCUCGACGACAAGGCCACCCCAGCAAACAUGGAAAAGUAAGCCUGCAUAGUCAGGAUCAGUUUUUUUCUUUUCUGAAGCAAAUCCCAGUCAGGUCAGAUUCUUCUGUUGCAACCUUCAGCCUUACUCAUUGACCAUGAUUUGCUCUUGUAAAGACAAGUACUGAUCCUGAUUAAGAUAGAUGUUGUUGGCACGUAAAUCUCCAUGUGUGUGGGUCCAGCUUGCUAAUUGCAUCUCGCAGCUCUUUCUGCAGAUAGCAUGCACGGGGGUGGUGCUGAUAAGCUUUUUCCUUCUCUUUUUUCUUGGUGGAGAGAACACAAAUGAUUGUGGUUUGAUGAAAGUGUGAGGCAGUGAGGCUGACAUCUUUGUUGCGUCUCUGGGCUGUACGUUGGUGUCGGCGCGGUGCCAGUGUGCGAAAAUGCAAAAUUAAUUGGGUCGGUGCAAUUUAUAUUGAUGAUUUAAUUCGGUGCAAAUGUAUGUCUGUUCUCCUCAGUUUAGAUAGGCUGUUUAUCUUU